Hermetia illucens (black soldier fly) is the source of this 840-nucleotide messenger RNA. RefSeq lists its product as uncharacterized. Lineage: Eukaryota; Metazoa; Arthropoda; Insecta; Diptera; Stratiomyidae. Gene Ontology annotation, molecular function: nucleic acid binding. The coding region runs from base 1 to 840 and encodes 279 amino acids. The record is from RefSeq and is a predicted model, not a curated record. Gene Ontology annotation, biological process: DNA integration. The transcript has a single exon.
AUGUGGAUUGUGCUUGUUGAUGCUUUAUCAAAGUGGGUAGAAGCAGAUGUACUUUAUGUUGCCACCACAAGAACUUUGUGCGAAUUCCUAGAGGAGAAGUUUAUAACAUUUGGUUAUCCGGAAAUUAUCGUGUCGGAUAAUGGUAGUCAAUUUACGUCAGAAGAGUUUCGAAAUUAUUGUCAAAGUCAUGGAAUAAAACAUGUAACGUCUUCGCCGUACCAUCCGAAAACCAACGGACUAGCCGAACGAUUCGUACGAACAUUCAAGGAGCGCAUGAAAGCCAGUGAAUAUGAUGGUUUAUCACAACGUCAGCGCUUGCGCACAUUUCUAUUUACAUAUCGAAACACACCACACUCCUUUACAGGGAAGACACCAUCUGAAUUUUUGCUAGGUCGACGCCUGCGAACUUUAUUAGACAAUCUGAAGCCUAAUGUACGGCGAGAGAUGCAUUUUAAACAUGUAAAACAAAAUCUUCAAGCAGAGCAGCCUAACAGUCAAGUCGAAAGAACAAAUCGAUAUUCCUACCGUGUUCGAACGAAGGACGGUGUAGAAAGAAGACGACAUGCAGAUCAUAUCCGAGAACGGAGGGUAAUACCACCAUCAAUCGACUUCCGGGAUGUCUCAGAUUUUAAGCGAAACAGUUUCCAUUACCAAUCUGCAAGCCCGACAGCAAAUGAUGAACAGGAACAUCAGCAGUCUAUGCAGCCCGCUAUACCGUCGCAUGAAAACGGAAACAUGAGUGAACAAGGACAACACACCGAAGCACAACAAAUUGAACAUCCAGUACGGCGAAGCCAACGGCUAAGAAAUCGACCCAAGAGACUAGUCGAAGAGAUGUAA